Colletotrichum spaethianum is the source of this 1101-nucleotide messenger RNA. RefSeq lists its product as uncharacterized. The coding region runs from base 1 to 1101 and encodes 366 amino acids. Lineage: Eukaryota; Fungi; Ascomycota; Sordariomycetes; Glomerellales; Glomerellaceae. The transcript has a single exon. The record is from RefSeq and is a predicted model, not a curated record.
AUGUCUUACACCAAGCUUAUCCUCAUCUCCGCCAUCAUGGCCUGUGUCGAAGCCCGCUUCGGCCAGGAGCAGGCUCCCGUGGCCGCCGUCCAGUCUCUCCAGGCUGGCUCCCCCGGUGAAGCCGCCACUCUGGCUGGAGGCGUCCCCGGCGUCCUUCUCGCUGCUGCCGACCCUUGCGCCAAGCUCCAGCUCGCUGACAAGAUCGCCGCCCUCGGCACUGGCAACGACGUUCUCGAGGCCGCCAAGGGCGUCGUCGCCGCCGAGCAGAACUUCAACCCCUUCGCCGUUAGCACCCCCUCCAUCUGCGGCGACGCCUCUCUCCCCGCCACCGAGGCCCUCCGCGGCAUCGUGCCCAAGGUUGACCCGGCCGUCGUCGGCGCUGACACCGAGAACGCCAACUCGGCCACCUCGCUGACCACCCCCUUCGACGCCACCGGCCUCUCCGUCGCCGAGGUCAUGCAGGCUCAGGGCUUCUCCAACUUCACCAUCAAGGGCCAGGCUGCUGGCGGUGCCACUGGAGGCAAUGCCAACACCGGCAGCAACAACAACAACGCCGGCAACAACAACGCCAACACCGGCAACAACAACAACAACAACAACAACAACAACAACGCCGCCGACAACGCCGCCGACAACGCUGCUGACGACUGUGGUGGCGCUGCUACUGGCGGAGCCGCCGACAACGCAAACGCCAACACCGGCAACCAGACCAGCAACGCCGGCAACCAGAACAACAACAACAACCAGAACAACAACCAGAACAACAACAACAACGCCGGGAACAACGCUGACGCCAACGCCGACACCGGCGCCGCUGACUUCGGUACCUGCACUCCCACCAUGGACUUCCAGCUCGGCCGUCCAGGCCGCAAGGCGACCGAGGGUACCUUCCUUCCCACCGACCCCGUCGUCGCCAAGGGACAGCAGGACGCCCUGAACCCCAACAUCAUCACCAACCGCAUCUGCGACCAGCUCACCAACGUCUGCAACGCUAACGCCGCUGCCAAGACGCUCUGCAAGGACGCCCAGGCCCAGGUUGCCGCCUCCGGCGACAAGAGCGCUGCUGUCGCCGACACCUUCAACAAGCUCCUCGGUUUCUAA